Messenger RNA from Caenorhabditis auriculariae, 3958 nucleotides. Lineage: Eukaryota; Metazoa; Nematoda; Chromadorea; Rhabditida; Rhabditidae. The record is from the annotation of a GenBank genome assembly.
AUGAAGAGGAAAUGGGAUGAAGCCGAGGAUCCGAGUAGUGCAGGUUCCUCUAAACCUUCUUUUUUCGUUUGAAUUCCUUGGAAUUUCAGGUCCUUCGGCUGUUAAUCCAAAGCUGAAACGUAUUUUUGACAGUAUUCGGGCUCCUGAAUGGAUUCUGAAUACGGAAGAACUCAGCGAACUUCUUCUCCUUCUGAAGGAUGCCAAGGAUGUGAGCUGAAACAGAAAAAAAUGUCUCAAAAUAGAAACUUCAAACAAAUGAUUUUUCGUCCUUUCUAGAAAAAUGAUAUGAGAAAUAUUUUUUUAUUUUCUCUCAAAAAGAUUAGUUUCUUUUCAAGCAGAAGUACAGAAAACGGCUAAAAUCAGCUCCAAUGGAGAUUUUUUUAAAAUUUCCUCGUUGAAACAGUCCCGUGGCUUCCCUAGAGUUUUUUUCGUUUGAUUUUUUUGAUUUUUAUUCAAAUUUUGUUACUCAAAUCAUUUUUCUUUAUUAAAGCAAGAAAUUGCUGAAAUUUUCCAGUGAUUAUGGCUUUAUUAUACAUUUUGAAAAUAGGAUUAUUAAGGUAAAAAAAAUUAGAAUUUUUUUCAUCGCGACCGAUACGAGUAAAUGUGUUUCCAGAACUCCGAAAACGGUUCAAUAUCGAGUUUGGCCGACUUCCAAGUAAUCUCAAACCUUCUCGUUUCUUACAAUGCGACGAAUGGGCCGGAAGACAAAAUCGUUUUUUCCGUUUUGAAACAACUCGAAAAGUUCGGCACCGAUUUGAGGUUUUUCUAAUUGGAAAAAGCACCUUGAAAUAAUGUUUUUAGUAUAUAUCACCCGUUGGUUUUUGGACGAAACUCGCGGGAAAAUUAUGAAAGUUUACGAAAAAUGGGAUCUUCGCUGCAUGUUCGCGUGCCGGAGAAUGAGGUUCAUUUGAAAUAAUGAAGAAAAUGAUUUAAUGUUUUAAUUUGAAGGUCCUGACAAAUUUUUUGGACCAAAGCAAGCUUUGGGCCACUGCAAAACAUCAUGCAAAGGUUUUCAUAAAGAAAAUGAAGUUUUUGGGUUUGAAAAUUAGUUUUCCAGUCGUCCAGUGUUGAUGAUGAUCAUUUCUACGACGUCGAAUUCGUUCUUUGUCUUUUGAUAUCGAUUUUGCAGCCGGGAUCUUCGGUAUGAUGUUUUAUUUAUUGAAAAUUGUGAAGAAAUAAAUAAUUCAAUUUAUUUUUUUCAGCUCGAAGUUGAGGUAAAAAGGUAAAAGAAACAAGAUUAAAAAAAUUUAAAACUCAAAAUUUAAAAUUUUCUUUGUGAAAUUUUAUCCCUUUUUCGGCGAUUUUUCAAACUUCUCUUAAGGUUUUUUUCGAAGAUUCACUUUGAUUUCCACCCUCUUUACUCAUUAUCAUACUUUUUUUAUAUUUGAUAGAAAGUUUCAAACUUAGCGAAUCUUGAAGAGAUAGGAAAAAGCCGAAUAAAAACUGGGAAGAAGAAUAAUUUCAGCUCUCCUGCAAGCUGUUCGUCGAAUCCAACGGCCUCUCUUUCCUUUUUUCCUGCACUUCUUCCGCCAAUCCCAAUAUACGGCCCUUGGCCUAUUGUGCACUCCAAAGAUAUCUCAAUCUUGUUCAGGUAAAUCCACGCAAUUUGGUAAAAUCAUCCUGAGAUUGAAUAUUUCAGGAACUGAAACUGGAACUUUUCCCAGAGCGGAGCUUGAUCGUCUAUUUGAUCCGGACGUUCAAACACGGCCUCGAUAAAGAGUCUCAACGUGUUUCCAACAGUGAGUUCCAGUUAAAAUGGCUUUUCUGUUUCUAGGUGAUAUUAAAAAUCUCUUCAUUUGGCGACUUCAGUUCUUCUUCUUGGGUACUAGAUCCGAAAAAAGGAAUUUAACUGGCGAAAAGAGAAUAUGUAGUUUUAUAAAUCCAAAAUGAGAUUUUCUUUUUUCGAAAACUUAGACCGUGAAAAAAAUCAUAUAAAAGUUGGAAAAAAGAGAUAUUUGGACGAAAAAAACAUACCCAAAGCAUUUGUGUUUGAGCCUAUCUUAGCUUAACUCAUGAUCUUUUCGAGUUUAAGUUUCAUAUUUUCUCGAAUUUCUUUUUGAUUCUCUUCGAUUCAACCUAUAAUAUUUUUAGAUCAAAGGGGAACUUUCUCGAAAUGGAGGCAAAUAUAACUUUCAUGCUUUUCUUCCUCCACGCCACAGAUCUGUCUGUGAGCGAAAUAAAAAAAAACAUUUCAAACAUCGAAAGUUUCAAAAUUAAAGAAAAAGAACCUAAGUAAUAUCGGAAUAGAGUUUCAGCAAAAAAAAAAUUGAAAUUGAUUCAGUGCUAAUUUUCUCAACUAUCUCCACUAUUUCAUGAUUUUCAGCUAAAUCUUCAACUAUAUUAUUUAAUUUUUCAGUCAUAUCUCAUUUCUUCGCGCGUGUUUCGAAAUUAAUACUAAGUCCGCAUGAAGUCGUCUACCACCAAGUCAUGGCCUUCCUCUGCAUGAAGCCCAUUUUCGAUGUUAAUAAUGUUGGUCAAAACGUCUUUUUUCUAUUUAUGAAUUGUCCUUCCAAGGUUCCUGAGUUCUUCAAGUUGUUCUUCUCCUCCUCGCCGGAACACUGUCACGAGGAACGCGACUGGGUCCUCACCCUGAUCGCCGAGGCGAUGAUUGAACCCAUGGACUACAACGUCUUGCAGAAUAAGUUUGUGCUUCGAAUUCUUAUUGAAGUUGCAGAAAAGGGUAGGAAAUUUGACCAAUGAGUGGUUUUUUUCAUCUUGAAACGUUUUAGAAAGCGCAGAACGGUAGAAGCUGUUUUGAAGGUCUUUUUUUUCAUAUUUGAACACCCAUUUUCAUGUUAUUCCAUCAUGUAGAUUUUUAAAACUUAAUGAAUCGAUUUUUCCACCCUUUUGCGGCUCUUGUACAUGGAAAACUUCCUGAGAUAGAUCAAUGAAAUUCUCCUCAGAGCCGGCGUCAAACUGAUGAUGUGCAUGUUCGGUUCCUGUUGCUGCGACCAGAAAGAACGGAAACAGAUCUUGUCAAUCCUGAAGUCGUGCGCCUCGAUGAGAACCGUCGCCCACGAUCUUUUCGCCCGAGAAGCUCUGCAUUCGUGGAUCGUCGUCGUCAUCAAUGUACGCCGUUUUUGGAAUUCAGAUGUAUCGAGCAGCAAAGUGUCGCUUGAUUUUUUUCGUAUUCAUUAAGUUUUUUGGGGUGUUAUCAAAAAAUCGAAAAUUGGAAGCUCAAGUUUUUGGUUUUUCUCUUACCUGUGAGAAUGUAGAAGAGGUUUGAGCAUUUCUUUAUUGCACCCGGUUAGAAAUGAGAUUUUAUGUUGUUAUUUUUAAAACCUCUUAAAUCUUGGUUUUGAAUGAAAUCCAAAUCGCUGAAACUAACGCUCAUUUCUUAUCCGAAAACAAAAAAUUCUCAAAUUAAGAUCAUCGACAAACUUUUAUCUCCUAAGUAACGAGAAGGGAUACACAAGAAUUCAUACAAAUCGAUAUUAUUAAAAUUUGACUUUUUGAGUUUUUGGUUUCACUCUACACUAGAAACAGAGUGAAUUCCAAAAACUUCAAAAAAAUUGCAAAUCAAGUGAAUAAUUCCUGCGCGAAAUAUUUACGACCAAUUUGCUACAAGAGCCCAAAAAAAAAAAAUCAAUUUUCAGAACAAAAACUUGACGCGAUGGGAAAAGUGUUACUUGGCGCAGAUAUUCUGUAUCCUGGUCGAAAAUGAAAGGAAAUAUCAACGCGGAAAAAGAGGCAAGAAGGUUUUUGGUCAGGUUGGAAAAGCCUCCGUCGUCAUGUGCGUUCAACCGGUUCGUCGAACUUUUUUUUUUAAACCAAGAGUUUUUUCAAGAGUCCAUGAACUUCUCAUAAUUACCUGUUUCAGAUGAUAGACUCUCUUAAAGACAUCGUCUCCAAUGAAGCUUUCGGUGCCGAAAAGAAGAAGGCCGAAGAAUCCAUCCAACUUUUGGAGAGAAUCCCGACCCAGAAAUGGUCGAAAAAGAAGAAAUAUGAGGCCUUGUGA